Messenger RNA from Caenorhabditis angaria, 438 nucleotides. The record is from the annotation of a GenBank genome assembly. Lineage: Eukaryota; Metazoa; Nematoda; Chromadorea; Rhabditida; Rhabditidae.
AUGAAUGAAAUCUUGGAAGAGUGAGUUGAAAAAAUAUACAAAACCUUGACACAAUUAUUUUUUCUUUUCUUCAGACAAAAACCAGAAGUUUUGCUGAAAAAAUAUGAGCAACUUGAACAGAAACUUAUUUUACAAAAGAAACUCAAUGAAUAUGAGAAAAUGUUAAGAGUGGAUUAUAAUGAUGUGGUUGAUACAAUGAGUGCAGCUCUGAAUGAGAUAUCAUUCAAAUUUCCGAGAAAUCAGGAAAUAAUUGAUGUGAAAAAUGAGAUUUUGAAAUUUGAAGAGGAUUUGGAUGAUUAUUUGCAAACUAUUCGUUAUGAAAUUUGGAAAAUUAACAAUGAUUCGAGUUUUGAAGAGAUGAAAGAUAUUGAUCCAUUUCCAAAUGCUGAACUUAUGAUCAAAUAUGAAAAUAUCUUGAAUUCACAAGGUGUUAAAUAA